AUGGCUUCCACUUCACUACCCAUUCAGGAGCAUCACCAACCUGAUAUCCCCGGCAAAGUAAAAGUCACCAUUUUGGCCUCGGAAUGGGAGUCAAGUAAAGAAGCAUUUUCUACCUUAAACAGAGAGCUUGCCAUACAACUGGCUAAAUUCCCAGAGGUGGAAAUCACUUUCUUUUUGCCAAGAUGUACGGAAGGGGAAAAGAAUCACGCUCUUAGUCGCAAUGUGAAGGUUGUUGAAGCAAUACCGCAUCCUGGGUGUGAUGAACUGCAAUGGCUAUGCUUUCCACCUGACGAUUUGCAAAUUGAUAUAGUUGUCGGCCAUGGAAUUAAACACGGUUACCAGGCACAAGUUAUUAGAAGAUCUAAAAACUGUCAGUGGGUGCAAAUGGUCCACACAGACCCAGAGGAACUAGGAAUGUUUAAAACCUAUGACAAGCCAAUUUCAAAGGGCGAAGAAAAGCGCAAGACUGAAGUGGAACUUUGUAAAAUGGCAGAUCUUGUUAUAGGAAUUGGACCCAAGCUGAGUGAAGCCUUCCGCACAUAUCUCCGUGGGUCUCAGGAAGUCAAAUGUGUUCAUGACUUCACCCCAGGAGUUUUUGAUGAGUCAGAUGAGUUUGUUAGUGUAAAGCAAAGUCACGAGGAGCAAACACAUUGUAGUGUCUUGGUAUAUGGCCGCGGCGAUGAUGAAGACUUUGAAUUAAAAGGAAUUGACAUCGCAGGAAAAGCUAUUUCUAAUCUGCGCGACACUCACCUCGUGUUUGCUGGGGCCCCAGAUGGAAAGCACGAGUCAAUAGCAAGACGAUUAAGUGAACAAUGUGGUGUUCCCAGAAGGCGUUUGAAAGUAAGAGGCGUCCCAAGCCGGGAGGAGUUGAAACGCUGGUUCAAGGAGAUGGACCUUGUACUUAUGCCGGCAAGAACUGAGGGCUUUGGGUUGACAGGACUUGAAGCCUUGUCAGCUGGUCUUCCUGUGCUUGUCAGCAAAAACUCAGGGUUUGGAGAAGCCCUGUCCAAGCUACCAUUUGGGUCAUCAUUUGUUAUAGACUCAGAGGAUCCUAAGGUUUGGGCAAACGCCAUCGGGGACGUCUUGAAUAAAGACAGGCAGAAACGUCUUAAGGAGGCUGGGAUCUUGCGCACUUCCUAUGGAGAGAAAUUCAACUGGGCCAAGCAGAGCAGAGAUCUUGUAGAUAAGAUGAGAAGCAUAGUUCACGGUAUGGCGUUUCAAAUUUGUUGUAUAUACACUGUAACAUAUAAAAAUUGGUUUAAAAGUAAAGUUGGAAUGAAGUACUGUGCAUGA
Porites lobata is the source of this 1293-nucleotide messenger RNA. Lineage: Eukaryota; Metazoa; Cnidaria; Anthozoa; Scleractinia; Poritidae. The record is from the annotation of a GenBank genome assembly.